Molecule: messenger RNA, 983 nt
Organism: Malus domestica (apple)
Lineage: Eukaryota; Viridiplantae; Streptophyta; Magnoliopsida; Rosales; Rosaceae
Product: ethylene-responsive transcription factor TINY-like
Biological process (GO): regulation of DNA-templated transcription
Molecular function (GO): DNA-binding transcription factor activity; DNA binding
Source: RefSeq, marked provisional
AUUUUAUUUGCUCCACAAUUGUUAGCUGGGGUAGGUCUCAAUCUGUCAGCAAUGGCACCAGAACCAAACAUUUCAGAAGCUGAAAGCACCAGCAACUCACCCUCAUGCUCGUCUGGUUUGUUGCAUACUCGCCCGAAUUCAACCUCCAACACGCCCAACACCAUAACCAAGAAGCCCAGCUCAGAGCAGCAGCAGCAAGUAAUACUCAAAAGAAAGAGACAUGAUGAUAGCAACGUCAACAGCAGCAAACACCCAGUUUACAGAGGAGUUCGUAUGCGCAACUGGGGAAAAUGGGUGUCUGAAAUUCGCGAGCCGCGCAAGAAGUCAAGAAUCUGGCUUGGCACAUUCUCAACUCCUGAGAUGGCAGCCCGUGCGCAUGACGUAGCCGCCCUCAGCAUUAAGGGCAGCUCCGCCAUUCUGAACUUUCCAGAAUUGACCGAGUUGUUGCCACGGCCAGCGUCCCUUAAACCUCAAGAUGUCCAGGCUGCCGCGACCAAAGCAGCAGCCAUGGUUCAUUUAAAUUCUACAACAUCAUCAUCAUCGUUAUCAUCAUCGUCCUCCUCCUCUUCCUUGUUUUUGUCGCAGUCCGAGGGUUCGGAUUCUGAGGAGCUAGGGGAGAUUGUGGAGUUACCCAAUAUCGAGGGCAGUUUCGAGUCGCCCGAGUCGAGGAACGAGUUCAUACUGGUUAAUGACUCAUUGGAUGCGUGGGUGUAUCCAUCACUAGGUCUCGAGGGAGUUGAGUUAAACUUGUGGGGAUUUUUCUCAUCAGAUAUUAGCAGCUGAGAGAACUUAAUGUGGGUUGUGAAUGACUUAAUUGGUGUUCGUAGUUUUUUUUUAGCUUUUUCAUCUCUAGAAAAUUGCUGAUUUUAUAUGGUCCGAUAUAAUUCAUUGUGCAAGUUGUUUGCCUGCUUUUGACAAGUGGUCACAAUUGUCAUUGUAAUAUAAUCCAUACAAUUUGGUGAUAUAUCUUUAAUUAUUUAGUA